CUUGUUACAUUACAUUUCUCGAUUAUUAUUUCCUUGCAUAGUAAACAUACAAUUAAAUAAUCCUUUUGUCAAUUUUUUUGUGUUGCUUUUACCAGUCGUAAGUGUAACAUCAAAGGUAAUACUUUCUCGUUUAUUUUAUAAUAUCUUUACGGAAAAGACAGUAAUGGCUGAUCCUCGUAUUAAGACACUAAAGAUCAAAACCGGAGUAGUGAAAAGAUUAACAAAAGAGAAACUUAUGUAUAUACUAGAAACAGAACAACAACAGGAAAAGGUUGAGAAAUUGAAAAAGGCUGGAAUUGAUGAGAAUACUUUUAAGAAGCAAGAAGAAGUACUUAGGGAGUCACAGAUGAUGAUCCCAGACACUCAAAGAAGAUUAAAAGCUGCAUUUGAAGAUUUGAAGAGUGUUAUAGCUGAUUGUGAAGAACUAAAAGAAGAACAAGAUUAUUUAAACGCUCAAAAGUUUUUAGCUGAAGCUGAAAAAGAAAUUAAUUAAUCAAUUUCUUUAAUUUAACAUUUUUAUACAUUUAAAACACUAACAUUUUUUUCCUUUAUUAAAAUUAUUAUUAAAACUUUUUUAUUAUAUUAAAAUGUCUGAACAAAAUAUUCAUAGUAACAUAUAUUCUGAGGCGAAUGCUAACAAUUUCUGGUUAACAUGUCCUCCACCUCCUUUUACUACGCCUCCACCCAUUCAAUCAAUGUAUAAUUUAGAUUUUGUUCACCCACAUCUAUCUCCGUGUAAUCAGCCAGCACAAAACUAUUGUAUGCCUUAUGGUAGCAAUAUUAGUAAUCAAUACUAUCAAGACCAAUAUGUACCAUCUAAUCAGAAUAUAAGCAAUUUAUUUUCGUCUCUUCCGGACAAUAUUGAUGAAGAAUACAUUCUUAAAUAUGUAUGCCCUAUACCAAAAGCUUUAAAAGACGCAACUAGUAUUUGGAUCGAAAAGUGGUUAGCCGGCAAAGAAAAAGAUUUUACAAUUAAGAACGUGAAAUCAACAAAUGUAGUAGAGAUUAACCAAAUCAGCAAUAAUGUCAAAGAAUGUAAACAUUUAUUAGAAAUCAUGGGUAAAAAAAAAAUAUUUAUGGAGCAGAAUGUAUCAACUAUGACGGAAGCUGAAUGGAAAAAAGCAUGUUCUGAUUUAAUCUUGGAUAAAAACUGCUUGGAUACCAUAAUAAAAAAGUUACAUCUUGAUACUGACUCAAUGUCUGAAUUAAAAUUUCAAUUAGCCAAAAGAAAGAAAAAAAGGAAUAGAUUAAAGAGAUUUAAAUCUAACCUAAAAAUAAUUAAAUCUCAACAAAAAGAUGAAAUAAGAGAAAUAAACAGAAAGAUUGAUGCUUGGCAAAAUACAUUAAAAGAAAAUAUAUUAAAAGAAAAAAGAGUUAACGAAACUAAAACAGAAGCCAACAUUGUCUUGAAAAGGGUUAGAGAAAAAAUUGAAGAUGCUAAAGAUCAGAUAUCAUUGUUGGAUAAUUUAGAAAAAUUAAGAAAAUCUAGACUUUUAAACUGUGUGAACCAAAGAAAAAAUCCACUUUUUGAAAAUUCCCUAAAAAAACUAAAAAUACUUUGGCAGCAGAAACUAACAGACUACAAUAAAGAAGAAGAAGAAUUGAAAAAUAUGCUUACUGAAGCUGAAGCAAAAAAACACGAAAGACGGGAAAUUGAAAUUCAAAAAAAGUUUGCAGAAUGGGAUCAUAUACUGUUUGGGCCAAAUUUUAGUUCCCAUGAAAUGGUGUUUGAUAACUAUACAUUCCUCGAAAUACGGAGAGGCUGGGAUAAAUAUGUUGUCGAUGAAAAUGAAAUAUCAGAAUCUAGCAGUAUUCCUUUGGGUUGGAUUUUACCUGUAGUACCUUGUAAUACUGAUUGGGCUAAAUAUUCCAAUAACCCUAAUGUAUUGUAAUAAUAAUUGUAAUAAAUAAUGCACACUUAUUAAUUUUUAAAAAAGAAUUAUUUUUUAUCA
Molecule: messenger RNA, 1952 nt
Organism: Myzus persicae (green peach aphid)
Lineage: Eukaryota; Metazoa; Arthropoda; Insecta; Hemiptera; Aphididae
Product: programmed cell death protein 7
Exons: 7
Coding region: 588-1892 (434 amino acids)
Source: RefSeq, a predicted model, not a curated record